Messenger RNA from Parus major (Great Tit), 4787 nucleotides. RefSeq names its product pappalysin 2 (gene PAPPA2). The record is from RefSeq and is a predicted model, not a curated record. Lineage: Eukaryota; Metazoa; Chordata; Aves; Passeriformes; Paridae. The coding region runs from base 1 to 2124 and encodes 707 amino acids. The transcript is spliced from 16 exons.
AUGAUCAAGGAAGUCACACCUGGGCAGGUGUACCACUACCAGGUGCAGGUAGUCUCUGGGACAACCUCAGGAGAAGCCUCCCCACCGCUCAUCCACGUGCAUGGAACACCCUACUGUGGGGAUGGGAAGGUGACCACGAGCCUGGAGGAGGAAUGUGAUGAUGGUGACUUGCUGGAUGGAGAUGGUUGUUCCAGGAAGUGUAAAAAGGAAAAAGGCUUCAGCUGUGUCGGGGAGCCAAGCCUGUGCUACAUUCAUGAUGGGGAUGGUGUGUGUGAGCCCUUCGAGAUAAAAAGCAGCAUGCUGGACUGUGGUCCACACACUCCUGAGGGAUAUGUGGAUCUGUGGGCAGUGAAAGCCUAUGCCUCCCUACAAGAUGCAAAGUCCUGCCCUGCUUCCUUAGUCACUGGAGAGCCUGUUGUGAAGGUAUGUAAAUCCCACCCUCAUGAGGUGCCAAAGGACCUUUUGGAGGCUGCUUGGUUUCCCUGUACUCCCAGCCAAGAGAAUGCCCAGGAACCAAAUGAGAAGAUGCUCUUGGGAGAUGAGGGUGUUUGGCUCAAGGUUUGCUUUGAGAGACCUGCAGUGCCCACCUCCCUCCUGCUCUUCCUGGCCUCCUCUGGCACUGUCCCAAGCCAGCAGCACAAGCCGGUGGUUGGCGUGCAGCUGACUGACACAGACGGACAGAACCGCUCUUUGGGGAUGUACGAGCUGUCGUGUCAGCACAACCCCCUCAUCAUCAACGUGACCCAUAGCCAGGAGGACCCAUCCCCCCAGGUUGCUUCAGUGCUUUUCAACUUCUCCUCUGCACUUGUGGGCAUUGCAGCCGUGGCCUUGCGGACCUUGGCUCAGCCUGGCUCCUCUGACCCCCUCAGCACCUGCCUCCUGCAGCACGAGGAGGGCUACAGCUGUGCCCACGGUGCCUGCCUGGGAUCGGGAAUUUGCACGCGGCCACUGCUCGCUCAUGCUGCCACCCUCAACUGCAGCUCUGAUGGCCCAAGGCACAUGAUGUGCACUGUUUCCUGUGAAAAGGGCUUCGUCCUCCGCUCCAGUGCUGGGAAGAGGCUGGGCUCCAUGGAGCAGGAGGUGGUGCUGACGUGCAGUUCGGGCCAGUGGGACAGAUCUGUGACUUGUGCCCCUGUUGACUGCCGUGUCCCUGACCAGUCCCACGUGUACUAUGCUGAGUUCUCCUGCCCUGUGGGGACUACCUACCUGCAGAGAUGCUCCUUCUCCUGCAUCCCCCCAGCCAAGCUUCAAGGAACAAACCAGUGGCUCACCUGCCUGGAGGAUGGUCUCUGGUCCCUGCCUGAAGCUUACUGCAAGCUGGAGUGUGACGUGCCUCCCGCCGUGGCCAACGCCAAGCUCCUGGUGCCUCGCUGCCUGCAGGGGAACCACGAUGUGGGCUCAGUCUGUCGCUACAAGUGCAAGCCUGGAUACCACGUGGCCGACAGCACAGCAGACAAGCCUAAGAAGAAGUUCCUGAAGGUCCAGUGCCUGGAGAGUGGGCAGUGGGAAGAGGGACACUGCGUCCCUGUGGUUUGCAAGCCCCCACCCCCCGUCUUUGAGGGCAUGUACAACUGCACCCAGGGCUUCGAGCUGGACAGCCAGUGUGUCCUCAACUGUGAGCAGCAGGGACAGCAGGUUCCCAUCAUCUGCACUAAGGAGGGCUUGUGGACAGAGGAGUUCAAACUGUGUGAGAGCUUGCAGGGCACCUGCCCACCACCCCCGGAGCUGAAUUUCGUGGAGUACAAGUGUGAGCAGGGGCAUGGCAUUGGUGCUGUGUGCAUUCCUUCCUGUAUCAUUCCUCCCAGUGACCCCGUCAUACUGCCCAAAAACGUCACUGCUGAGACAAUGGAUCACCGGCUGCAGCCCACCAGAGUCCAGAACAUUGUGUGCACGGGCAGGCUGCGGUGGUACCCGGAGCCCUCUGUCAUUCACUGCAUCCAGUCGUGCGAGCCCUUCCAAGCAGAUGGCUGGUGUGACACCAUCAACAACCGGGCAUACUGCCAGUAUGACGGCGGGGACUGCUGCUCCUCCACACUGUCCUCCAGGAAGGUGAUCCCGUUUGCUGCUGACUGCGACCAGGACGAGUGCACCUGCCGCGACCCGGCGGCCGAGGAGAACCAGUAGCGGCACCAUGAGGGGCCUCUCUGGGUCAGGCAGCGCCGGAGGAGCCAAGGGGCAGCAGCGGGGCCGUGGGAAUGGCAGGGGCGAGGGGGCAGGAGCCUGAGGGAGAGCCGGGCAGGGGGAUGGCGACCGCGCACGGAGGGGUUGGGUCUGGGCCACCGAGGAGCCCAGGAGGGCAGGAAUGUGGUCCCCUCCCCAUCGCUGCUCCCUCCAGAACCCACACGAGGCGCUCAGCCAGGGGUCUGGUGCCGCCUCAGCCACACGCCGGGCUAGGGUCCAUCCACGCCGAGAGCCCAGGUGCUGCCACGGAUGUUUGUCCUGGUCCGGCUCCUGGGUGUCUGUCUUUGCUCUGGAUUUUGUCACUAUUCACCCCUCUCUGCUGUACAGACUUCUUUUAGCAAGGUCGAGGUAGUUGUGAUCUCUCUGCAAAUAUUUAAACUUAAUUAUAUCUAUAUACAUAUAUAUAAUAUAUAUAUAUAAAUAUAUAUUAUAUUUUCUUUGCUCUUGAUGAAGCUGAGAAAGGAUAUCCUUUAUCACACACCCAUGCUGCUGUGAAGUACUAACCAUUGAGAAAAGUGCAGGUCAGGGCAGGAGGAGCAGGGGUUUUCCCCUUCCUUGCUGAGAGGGAGCUGGAAGGAGGACAGCAAGAGAAGCCAAACAUCCAGGCCAUGCCAGGAGAGAGCUCCCCAGGAGUGGAUGCUCUCACCUCGAGGUGAUUUGGGCAUCUUGCAGGGACCAAGUUUUGCCCUUGGUAUUUGCCAGUGCUUUGCCUUGUUCUGCUUAGGGUGUGGAUCAGGAUCAGGAUUCUGGGGUUGAGAAAAAAUGUUAUUGUGCUCUUGAAUCAUCCCAGUGAGCACAACAGAUUCCAAGGGCACCACAGGCAUCCAUCACACAUUAUUUUAGAGCCCUCUGGGCAUGUGUCCAUGGGGAUCACUGCAUGGUCAACAGGAGCAAAGACUCAGCAUGUUCCCCCUCUGUCUCCCUCCCCCAGCCACUGCACACCCAGCUGGAUGUAGAGGCCAAACCAGUGUUGCUGUGUGAUGCUGGAAUGAAGGAUGCUGAGGUGGUCCUUCUUCUCUUCCCCCCACAUCUGAGCUCCAACUGAGUUGUGUUGUCAGAGGAGACUAGACCCUGUAAUGCCAAAGGGACCAAAAAACACCUGUCAGGAGACUUUGAGAAUCAUCUUUUCUCAUUGACAUUUUCCUUAGUAUCAGUAGUAUUACUAUCUCUGUCCCAGCCCCUCAUGCUGGACAUACAGCUGCUGAUUUCCAAGAGGCUCUUGCUCCUGUAGGCACUAAGUGAAAAUCUGCAGAUUCAAUUCUGGCCUCAGAGAAGCCCAGCAAGAACCUCUGCCCCCAAAAAUUGAUUCCCAGAAGCUCAGCUAGGACCCAGCCACAUAAAGGCAGCAAUGGGGAAGGUGCCUGGCUCCAGCUGGGAUUAUCACUAAUGGUUUUGUGCUAUAAAGAGGCAGAGAAAAGGGACAGAGGAGAAGAGAGCAGAGAAGGGACCACAGAAUAGGAACUCAUUGCAGGGAGCCCGGGUGAGCUGCAGGCUGGGAGCAAAGGACUCCAGGCUGUGUCCUGCCUGCACGGCCUGUGCUGUUGGAUACAGGCUUGCAGUGGUGGAGAGAGGGUGACACGGUGUGGAGAGACCAGGAAUUUUCAAGGCAUCGUUUGGCUUCCACUAGCUCUACCCCAUCCUAUUUUGUCAGGAAUUUCCUAGGGUUGUGUUUUACUGGAGGACCCGAGUAGGGGCAGAGGUGCUGGGAUGUCCCACCAGCAUCCAGGCAGGAGAUGCCUUGUCCUUCUCCAAGCCCUUUCCUGACCCCCAAGUGUCCCCAUCCACCUGGCCUAGGCAGAGAUUUGAAGAGGUGGGGGACAAUGAGCCCCAUCUCCUCUUGGGACACUGACAUUUUUGUUCUCAUCGUGCACAGGUUGACCCCACCCCAAAAUUCACUGUCAGUCAGGCAGAUAGCAGCAAUAUUUUGUCAGAUAUCAACUUUUCAAUAAAAAAAAACAAAAAAAACAACCCUCAAGCAACCCAAGGAAAUUCAAGUAAUAGUUGGCCCAGCACCCCCAGGAUGUGCAACUCAGGCAGCCUGUCCUGCUCCACCAGUGCAGGAAAUGGGAGAUCCAGGGGCUCCAACACAGUAGGAGUGGGGUUCUGGCAGCCCCCAACACCUGGGGGCAGUGGGGAUGUGGGAUGAACACAGCACACAGAAGCAGAAUUUCAAGUUCCAGCAUCUUGUCAUGACAAACCCUUCCCUGCCUGGUGUCAGCAUUACCUGCAUGCCCAUGUGUUUAUAUGCCAAAUUUGUAUCCUUUUGGCAUGAAAAUCCUGGGAUUUUUUUCUCUGCUCACCUGUGUGUGCAGGGGAGGGACUGUGCCCCAUGGAAAGGGGAACAGGAGUAGGGUUGGGAUGGGAAGUGCUGGCUUGGCUGGUAGACAUUUGUGCUUCUCAUGACCAGACAGCUUCUACGUACCGAAAUAUUGUUCUUCUAUAGCGACACUGAGCGGUUUUUGUCCCCUUUAGGGUUUUAUUCACAACGGAGGCUGCUGCUAUUUUUAUUUUUUUGUAUUUGAUAAUUAUUUUUUAUAAAAAUCUAUGAAAAAUAAAUAAUCUUCUCAUCCUCCAUCUCUCUUGCCUCCUUGAUUCCCCCAAAAGGG